Messenger RNA from Theileria annulata, 1020 nucleotides. RefSeq names its product protein phosphatase 2c, putative. NCBI's taxonomy places the organism in Eukaryota, Apicomplexa, Aconoidasida, Piroplasmida, Theileriidae. The coding region runs from base 1 to 1020 and encodes 339 amino acids. The transcript is spliced from 6 exons. Gene Ontology annotation, molecular function: protein serine/threonine phosphatase activity. The record is from RefSeq and is a predicted model, not a curated record. Gene Ontology annotation, biological process: protein dephosphorylation.
AUGUCUAAAUUGUUUUUAAAGGCUCUCGGCCUUUCUGAUAAAACCUUAUCGCAAUCAGUGUUAAAUCUGUUACAAAAUGUCAAUACCGCUACCAUAGAAUUAGGUAUUUCUUCUAUUCACUAUUUAUUAAUUUAUGACGGGUUUGUUUUAGUCGACCACUAUGGAGAUAAAGGAGUUCGGAAAACGAUGGAAGAUGAGUGCAUAGUUUGUGGUUCUUUGAGGUCAAAAUUCCCAGAAGUGCCUGAAGAAUACGAUUUCGGAAUUUGUGGCUUAUUCGAUGGUCACGGUGGUAGGAAAACUGUCGUUUUCGUUAAGGAAAAUCUUCUAAGUGAGAUUGCAUCUCAGUUGGUUUCACAUUCUAACAUGAAGAAGGAUUCUGGUAGUGAAGAGGAAUUUGAAAUUAUCUUUAAAAAGUCGGUCAACGAUGCUUGCCGUCGUUUAGAUUCUAGGAUUGCUAAUGAGGUUCAAGGUUGUACUGAUGGUUGCACCGCUCUUGUUUUAUUUUUUGCAAAGAAAACAGUUUAUAUUUUAAAUUUGGGUGAUUCUGCUUCAUACCUUUGCAAAAAAGUUGAUAGCAUCCUUCACUCAAUACCCCUAAAUGACAUUCACAAACCAUGGUCUCAACGUGAGAAGGCUAGAAUUCAGCACUACCAGGGCACUAUCGAGGGUGGUAGGGUAAACGGACUUCUUGAAGUUACUCGCUCCUUUGGAGACUUACAGCUUAAAAAAUAUGGAGUUUUAUGUGUUGGGACUUUCCGUAAGGUGGAUCUUGAUUUCUCCAAGGACGAGCUCAUUAUACUCGCUUGUGACGGGUUUUGGGGUCUCUUUGACCCUAUCGACGCUUGCAGGAAGACUCUUGACAUGAUUGUGAAGGAGGAGAUGAGGGCUUCUAUAACUCCUCACUUGCCAUUUCCACAACUCAAGAAAGUCUGUAAGGAUCUUGUGGAUGUUGCCAUAAACGUCAGGAGGUCUCAGGAUAACGUGACUGUUAUGGUUCUCAGAUUUAAAAAAAAGAAUUAA